This is a messenger RNA of Heterobasidion irregulare TC 32-1, 648 nucleotides long. RefSeq lists its product as uncharacterized. Bases 1 to 648 code for a protein of 215 amino acids. The record is from RefSeq and is a predicted model, not a curated record. NCBI's taxonomy places the organism in Eukaryota, Fungi, Basidiomycota, Agaricomycetes, Russulales, Bondarzewiaceae. The transcript is spliced from 3 exons.
AUGUCAUCACCACAUCUGGCACUAGUCCAGACACAAUAUAUGAGGAUGCUCCUCGCACUGGACACCAUACCGCGCGUCGACAACCUGCUGGCGUGUUUCUUUACCUGGUUACUCCUCGCCGGAUUUGUCCUGUUUCCAGGAACCUUUGCGAGUUUGCAGAGCAUUAAGGUGGAUGAUGGAGUAGAUGGCAUUCAACAAAUCGAGGCCUACGUAUUACACGCUGUGCACAACGUACCUCUGUAUAUCUUAGCAUGGAUAUGCUGCGGAGCUGGUGUAUUCGGGAUGGUUUGGCUGUGGUGGAAGUGGAGCGCAAAUUACAUUUGGCUCCUCAACGGCAUAUUUCUGCCGGGAUUUCUACACGGACUCGCAGGAGUGAUCACGACACUGGCGAAUGUGAUCGGGGCACAAGGUGGACGUUUUACGGACACCAGUCGGGCGACGCUCAUCGUGACGGGCGUAUGCACUGUGGUUUGCGGCACGCUAACGUUCUUCUACAGCGUGUGCAAGCUGCGGCGGGUGAGGCUGGACCAUAUCCACGAGGUAGGGAAGGAACGUGCGGGAAAGCAUGGUGAGGGUCGAUUGGAAGAGAUUAAGGGACCUGAGCCAAUACGAGAAACCUCGAUCGGUCCUCGGGCGAGAGCUUUUUGA